AUGUAAUCUAUAAUAAAAUUAUAACAAUCUCUUUGUCUAAUAUCAUUUCUGAAUUGUGAUAUAAUAAGCUUUCCACAUCAAAAUCAUAGCAAGAAUUGCAUUGUAAAAACCUUCCUUAUUAUUUUCCAUUAUUUCUCCAUAGUAUCUAUUAUCUAGAGAAUCACAAUCAUAAUUAUUAGGAGGAUUAGAGCUAGGAACUUCAAAAAGCUGAAAUUAGUUACUGAAUUUUCCUACUGA
This is a messenger RNA of Tetrahymena thermophila SB210, 237 nucleotides long. RefSeq names its product transmembrane protein, putative. The transcript has 3 exons. The record is from RefSeq and is a predicted model, not a curated record. NCBI's taxonomy places the organism in Eukaryota, Ciliophora, Oligohymenophorea, Hymenostomatida, Tetrahymenidae.